UUGUUAACUAUGGCGUCGUGCUGCUGUUGGGUGUUGUAUCGUUGAUGGCUGGGUCGACCACUGGUGUACCGAUGUCUCCUGGGUAUGGUGGAUACCAAGCAACAGCAGCGCAAGAGUACUACACCACGUCAUCGCCUUACUACACAACAACGUCAACAUACGUAACACCUGCCUAGUACACCGAGGCCCUCAAGUACUACAUCACCAAGGAUGCAGAGUAUUACACGAAAACUUUAGCUGCUCCCAGCUACUACGCCAAAGCCCCGAAGUAUUACUCUGCCCCAACUUACAUCACCAUCGCAUCACAUGCCAUCACCAAAGCGCCUGAUUACUACACCACCAAAGCACCUAAUACUAUUCUGCUCCCAGCUAUACUAUAACCACACCACCGAGGCACCGGAGUACUACACCACCGAGGCACCGGAGUACUACACCACCGAGGCACCGGAGUACUACACCACCGAGGCACCGGAGUACUACACCACCGAGGCACCGGAGUACUACACCACCGAGGCACCGGAGUACUACACCACCGAGGCACCGGAGUACUACACCACCGAGGCACCGGAGUACUACACCACCGAGGCACCGGAGUACUACACCACCAAAACAGUCGAAUACUACAUCGUAGCGCCCAAGUACUACUCAGCUCUGAGCUACACAACCACACCUGAAGAGCUCCUAAACCGUGGCUCACAAGUACUACACAACCAAGGCACCAGAGUAUUACAGUACAACCUACGUUGCCCCCAGCUACUACACCGAAGCUUCGAAGUAUUCCUCUGCCCCGAGUUACUACUACACUUAAGGCACCUGAAUGUUACACCACUGCAUACGCUUCUCCAGUUUACUACAUGGAUUCUCCUAAAUAUUAGAGCCGAAAUUUCUAUUUUAUUUAUGUGUGUUCGGAUUUGUCUGUCAUAUCUUAAUAGUUACUAGUCACUCAGAAUUGUUAUUCUGUAAUGAGCAAAUAAAUUUUUUAAACUGA
This is a messenger RNA of Daphnia pulex (common water flea), 988 nucleotides long. RefSeq names its product extensin-2-like. The transcript has 2 exons. Lineage: Eukaryota; Metazoa; Arthropoda; Branchiopoda; Diplostraca; Daphniidae. The record is from RefSeq and is a predicted model, not a curated record. The coding region runs from base 307 to 939 and encodes 210 amino acids.